AUGAUUGAAAUUGCAAAUCAAUUAAGCAAUCCUAAUAGUUUUAAAAUAUUUAAAUAAAAUGUAGAUUCACAAUAUCAUUAAUUUAUUACAGAAUCAAAAAAACUUCUUGGUCAAUUUUUAAAAGGAAAUCAAAUCAGAAGUUAAAGCUUAAAAAAUCCAGAAUUUAAAUUACUAUAAAAUAUUAAUAAAUAAGACAAUUAACAAAAAUAAAAUAAAAAAAUGUAUUUAUUAUGGAUAUUUUUACCUAUAAUUUUAGCAAUUCUGUGUAUUAUAUAAUUAAACUUAUUUUAGAUAAGUACUUAAGUAAUAGAUUUUGAUUAAUCUAUAAAUUCUUAAGCUUUUAAUUCUAGCCAGAAUAAAUCUUAAGAUAAUGAUAUAUUUAUUAUAGACAGCAUUCAUAAACAUAUAUCAAAAGAGGAUAAUUAAUCGAAUAUUAAUUUCAAUAUAACUCGCCCAGGAGUUGAUAUUAACUAAGAGUAAAUAUAUAAAUUUAAAGAAAAUAAAUCUCUAUUAGAAAAAGCUUAAUAAAAUCAAAAAAAGAAAACUUAUUAGCAGGAAUAAUUAGAGAAAUCAUUUAAGUAUGAAUUGAUUUAUUCUAUUAACUAAUCUCAAUGGUGUGGUGCUAUUUCAUUUAAUAAAGAUUCAUCUUUUUUAAUUGCUAGUAGUGAGAAGAAUAUCAAUAUUUUUGAAUUUAAAAAAGGAUUAAUUUAAACUUUAGAAUAACAUAAGGAUUGGGUUACAGCUUUGUAUUUUAUGAAGAAUUCAAAUGAUUUUAUUUCUGGUAGUGCUGAUAAAUCCAUAAUUAUAUGGAAAUUUAUGGAAAAUAAAUUAUGGUAGAGAAAAUAAUAACUUAUUGGACAUGAAAGUACUAUUAAUCGUGUCAUAAUGAAUUCUAAAGAAGAUCUUAUAAUAUCUUGUAGUAGUGAUAAAACUAUUAAAAUUUGGAAGAAAUAAAAUGAUUUAUGGUUUUUGGCAUAAACAAUUUUAGAGCAUAAUAAAGAUGUUUAUAGUAUUAGUUUAAGUGAAUCUGAAAAUAAACUAAUAUCUUGUGGAUAGGAUGGCUAAAUAUUAGUGAUGGAAUAAUAAAAGAAUAAUUAAGAAUGGAUUGUAAUAUAAAAGAUUGAAACUAAAGUAUUUGGUUAUAGACUUAGUUUUAUUGGUGAUAAUUAAUUUACAUUUUAACCUCAUAGAGGUGAAUUUAUGCAUUUAUAUGAAUUGAAUAAUUUGACUAAACAAUAUCUAAAAAUUAAAGAUAUUCAAGUAAAAAAUGGAAAUGUAGAAGAUUAGUCAUUAUUUUCUUAACAAUACAUUAAAGAGAAAUCGCUUUUAAUUAAUAAAUAUGGUAGAGUUAUUAAUCUCGUUUAAAAAAAUUAAAAUGGAGAAUUUCUAAAUAAAUAAUAGAUUGAAUUUGGACAUUAUUAUUUAUAUGGAUCAGUCACUGAUAAUGGAGAAUAUUUGGUUACUUGGAAUUCAAAAAAUAAUUAAUUAUAAAUUAGAUAAUUUUAAGAAAAAUGA
This is a messenger RNA of Paramecium sonneborni, 1515 nucleotides long. The record is from the annotation of a GenBank genome assembly. Lineage: Eukaryota; Ciliophora; Oligohymenophorea; Peniculida; Parameciidae.